This is a messenger RNA of Alosa sapidissima (American shad), 979 nucleotides long. RefSeq names its product proline-rich transmembrane protein 1-like. The transcript is spliced from 2 exons. Bases 313 to 774 code for a protein of 153 amino acids. The record is from RefSeq and is a predicted model, not a curated record. Lineage: Eukaryota; Metazoa; Chordata; Actinopteri; Clupeiformes; Clupeidae.
CUCUCACAGAUGCCUCACAUUUGCCUACUGUUAAACUGAGUAGUCAGUCGGACCUACAGUACCUGAAUAUGGCACAUUUGCAACUGGAUGCUACCAGGAGAACGCCUCACCAGCCCUGCUAGCGGGAUUUGACUAUGCAACUUAUUGUUCUCCAAGAUGACGGUCAAGCAGAAGAUAGCCGUUUUGCCUAGAGGAGGGAUCCAAAAGGAGGGAUCCAAAACGCAUUGCAAAUGGUGUUGGAUAAGCUACAUAACAACAGGACUUACCACGAUUUUUCCAGGUGAUCCAUGUUGCUGGACAAUGUGACUGGGGAUGGCGGCCAAAUCAGGUCCCUUGCAGCGACACCAGCAGCUGUGCGCCAUAAACAAAAAGUCUCCCGCUCUCCCGCCUUUCCCCGCUCUCCUCCAUCCCACAGCCCCACCUCCACCCUACUCUCUCUCCCCUUGCCACCACCACCACCACCACCACCACCACCACCUCCACCGCCUCCCUAUCGCCGCCAGCCCUGCCUCCCCAAACGCUGGUGGGUGCAGAUGUGUGCCCCUGUCACCUGAGCCUCGUAACCGCCCCACCCUCUGCCUCCACCCCCACCCUCCUUCUCCAUGUGGCCCCUCGGACCGGCGCGGGCAUCUGCCGGCGAGAUGGAGAUGGCUCUCCCGACGCCUCCCUGGCUCCUCUUCUGCCGUCAGCUCAUCUCGCCGCUGCCACCGCUGCCGUCCUACUGGCAUCAUGGGCCCAAUUAGCACGACGCAUUCUAUCAAGAAGCUUAUUUAGCAUAACCGAUAUACAAAUGAGUGAGCGAGGAGGAAGAAGGGAGAGAGGGAGAGGAAGAAAGGAGAACGUAAUGUUUUAAUAAACUUGGUGCUGAAAAAGAGGCUGAGAGGCUGUUAUUGUCUUGGCACUGGCAAUUGUUGUCACACCCCUUAUGAAAAUGGCUGUGGUGAUGAGACACACAAAAAAAAGGCGAGAAAGUUUUCUU